AUGCGCAGUUCUUGUUUUUGUUGUUGUUCCUAUUCGGCUGCUGUGGCGCUGCAGUGCGUAUUACUUUUUCUCUGUUCCGUUUUUCUUUUUGCGUUUGGAGCGUCCGCGUCGCGCUGACGCGUUGUAAGCGAUUUGAAAGGUGGCGGAGCACUGGCGCUCUGCCGCCGAUUGGAACAGCUGAGAGAGCCGAAUGGUGCCGAGGAGCGCCGAACCGGACCCGAUGCGCCCGCACUACCACCACUACCACUAUAUGACUACGUGUGUGUGCGUUGUAAACGCUCUUACAUUCCGCGGCCGAAUUUUUUUUCGGACUUUUCCCUUGUUUUUCUUUUGGGCCAGUUCAGUUUGGCUGUGCGGUUUGGGCCAACACUUGUCGCCUCUUGGCCAUUAUGCAACGACAGCGAAACGAAGGGGCUCACGCGGCUCACGAAGUGGCCAAGCUGCUCUCUGAUUGGUCGGCCGACGGCGCCACGAGGCGACCCGAAGUGCGGCCUCUCUCCCGCUCGGUCUCUCACUCUCUCUCCUCUCGCAUGGGGGAGCAAGAGGAGGAAAAGCCAAAACACUCGAACAAUCCAGAAGCCGAGUUUUCCGACUAACACAUACCCGUUAAUCUGUUUUGUUUUUUCUAAUUUUAUCAAAUUAUUAUACUUCUUAAUUUAAGAGUAAUAUAAUACUUUG
Messenger RNA from Drosophila takahashii, 678 nucleotides. It is a transcript of the gene amn, whose product is annotated as amnesiac. Lineage: Eukaryota; Metazoa; Arthropoda; Insecta; Diptera; Drosophilidae. The record is from RefSeq and is a predicted model, not a curated record.